Molecule: messenger RNA, 750 nt
Organism: Drosophila nasuta
Lineage: Eukaryota; Metazoa; Arthropoda; Insecta; Diptera; Drosophilidae
Gene: Tim9a
Product: translocase of inner membrane 9
Exons: 3
Coding region: 116-403 (95 amino acids)
Source: RefSeq, a predicted model, not a curated record
GCGGCACCACCACGCACAACAAAACAGCUGACAACUACAACUGCCUGCUAUUAUUUAAUCGCACCAAAUUUGAUUUAUUUUAAGUAAAAACUUCAAUCAAAGCACACAGUACAAGAUGGCUAAAAGCCCCGAAACCGUUUCCUUAGACCAACUGGACAAGGAUCAAAUGAAAACAUUUUCAGAUUUCCUCAUGUCAUACAAUAAACUAUCCGAAAUGUGCUUUACGGAUUGCGUACGCGAUUUUACAUCUCGCGACGUUAAAGACUCCGAGGAGAAGUGUUCACUAAAUUGCAUGGAAAAGUACCUGAAGAUGAACCAACGUGUGUCACAGCGCUUCCAGGAAUUCCAAAUGAUUGCCAACGAGAAUGCUUUGGCCAUGGCCCAAAAGACCGGCAAAUUAUAGAGAAUGAGAAAGAGACAGGGAGAGAUCGAGAGCUGUAAGCUCUUCUUACUUAAAAACCUUUGUAGUUUAGAGUUUAAUAGCACCACAAACAAACAAACACACAUAAACAAACAAAUCACCCAAUUAACGAUAACGAAUAAUGCAUUUUUCUGUUGCAUUUCGUUUUGUCUUUAAACUAGCAAUUAAAUAAAUACCAAAACAAUGAAAAAUGCAGUGAUUGCAGGCCUGAACGAUUCCUAUAUUUUUAUUACUGAUCAAAAGUCGUUAAACAAAAAAAAGAACAAUUUGCUGCAAGUAAAUAAACAAUUGCCGUUUCGUUAUGAGCGUUAUUUGUUUUCUAUAGAUAA